Messenger RNA from Esox lucius (northern pike), 3198 nucleotides. Its product is annotated as chloride intracellular channel protein 5. The transcript is spliced from 6 exons. Lineage: Eukaryota; Metazoa; Chordata; Actinopteri; Esociformes; Esocidae. Bases 163 to 1455 code for a protein of 430 amino acids. The record is from RefSeq and is a predicted model, not a curated record.
UACGCCAAAAAAGAGAGUGUGUCUGUGUGGUGCAUGAGCGGUGGGGGGUGAGAGAGAGGACAAGCCGACUGCACCUACUGGCAAGCCACCAGUCAGUCUUUGCAAGUUGGUUGCAGCACCUUGUAACGGACAUCUCGACCGCAACCCCGCGACGCGGGCAUCAUGGAUAAUGUGUACGAAACUAUUGCUGAGGGGAACGUGUACGAGCAAACUGAAAGACCGAAUGAAGCCGGGAACCUAUUAUUUAAACAAGAAGCCGCGAGUGAGGUGAAAGAUCCGCUGUACAGCGAGUUACAGGUGCACUCGUCCCUGGGGGAAGAGCAUUCCUCGCUGGACUACAUGGACACCCGGGUCGUGCCUGUCCUAGGAGAGAAAGAGGAAAGGGAGAAAAUUAAUGGAGCUUCUUCGUCUUCAUCCAGCGACAGCGAGGAUGAGGAUGAGAAAGGGAAAGGUGAACAGAUGUGUGCGGUCGAGGUUGGGGCUGUAGCGUCCGGGGCUGAGAAGGCAGUGCACCAGGUGCGUGAUGACAAAGAAGGCUCGAGACGGUCAUCAUCCUCGUCCUCUUCCUCCAAGCAUGAUAUCGGGCUCGCGGACGGGCUUAUAGAUGCUUUCAGCCAUAAUGAAAAUAGUAUAAGCGACAAAGAAGACGAGGAGCCGGUGGACUACAGUCUGAAGAAUUUUGAAAGUUUGGAGGCCGUUACGCUACAACAGGAUAGUCCCGCUCCUGUCGAUGCCAGCCAACCCACUAUAUCUUUGUUCGUCAAGGCGGGGAGUGAUGGAGAAAGCAUCGGGAACUGUCCGUUCUCCCAGCGCCUUUUCAUGAUCCUCUGGCUGAAGGGCGUGGUCUUCAACGUUACCACCGUCGAUCUCAAGAGGAAGCCAGCAGACCUCCAUAACUUGGCCCCAGGGACUCAUCCUCCCUUCCUGACAUUCAAUGGAGAGGUUAAGACCGACAUCAACAAGAUAGAGGAGUUCCUCGAGGAUGUUUUGGCUCCCCCCAAGUACCCCAAACUAUCCGCCAAGCAGAGAGAGUCAAACACAGCAGGAAAUGACAUCUUUGCCAAAUUUUCAGCUUACAUCAAGAACACCAAGCCUGAUGCCAACAGAGCUCUGGAAAAGAGCCUGAUCAAAGCUCUGAAGAAGUUAGAUGACUACCUGGUGAGUCCUCUGCCAGAGGAGGUCGAUGCUAACACUAUGGAGGAGGAAAGAGAGUCCACCAGACGCUUCCUGGAUGGAGACAACCUCACACUGGCUGACUGCAACCUCCUCCCCAAACUACACAUAGUUAAGGUGGUUGCUAAAAAAUAUCGUAACUUUGAGAUUCCAUCUGAGCUGAGCGGGGUGUGGCGCUACCUGAAGAAUGCCUACACGCGGGACGAGUUCACCAACACUUGCGCCGCCGACAACGAGAUCGAGAUUGCAUAUCUCGACGUGGCCAAGAGGCUGGCCAAGUAACGCCUGACCUCAGAACUUUGACCUCCUACCCUGUUUCUUUGUUCAUCUCCAGUCCUACAAGACCUCCCCGUGGUCUCCUGUCUGGCGGUACGAUGGCUGUGUGGACUGAUCUGGCCAGGGGCUGCAUUCGAAGGACGCCAAAUGCCCUGAGACAACCCCAUUAGCUUCCACAGCUGACAUUUUUACUGUACCGAAUGGACACACCCGACUCAGCUACUCAUGAAUACCCUGAAUGAUUUGAAUGAGUUGAGGUUGUCAGGGACGACGGUACUGGAGAACUGGAGAUGAGAAUUGCUGGUCUAUUCUAACACACAUCAUCUGUUAGGGAUGACCCUUUCACAGGGUGGGCAGAGUGGCCAGUGGCUUGUAUUCAUUCAUAAUGCCUCCUGACAUCACAGACUGGCUGCUGAUCAUACUGCUAUAUUGAUUGAUUAAUGUAUUGAUUGAUAUGUUGUUGAUAACACACUGUUGAAUGAGUUUAGAGAUUACAAUUCGAAGGCUGAACUUUAAUGGAUUCUGUGUAGUUUUGCUGUAUUCUCCCUAUUGGCAGUAGACAUUUUACCAAUCAGUGGAAGGAUCUUAUAAAUUAAUGGAAGUAUCUUACCAAUCAAACAGCUAUGCUAUUAGUGAGUUGAUUUGCAAAAGUAUGACCUGUAGAAAUACAUUUUCAUAAUAUAUUUUUAACAAUGUUUUUGACUCUGGAGCUAACAGAGCAAACAAGUAGAAAAGCUUGUAUGUAUGAGCAUAUUUCUCUAGGAUAUCACCCUAUCCCCAAUAUAGUCCACUACUUUCUCUAGGAUGUCACCCUAUCCCCAAUAUAGUCCACUACUUUCUCUAGGAUAUCACCCUAUCCCCAAUAUAGUCCACUACUUUCUCUAGGAUAUCACCCUAUCCCCAGUAUAGUCCAACCUGUGACUUUGUUGUUGCUAUGUUGUGACUUUGGUUGUUCAUCAGAGCCAGUUUUAAAAUAGAAAUGUUCUUUAACGAUGUGCCUUAAAUUUGGAAAUUUGGAAGUUCUGAGCCAAGUAGGAACAGAAUAAUUGACGUCAUCAUGAUAUGAAAUCAAAAGCCUAAACCUCAGCCUCCAGCAGGUGUUGAGUACAUUUAACCUUGUUAAACCUUGAGCUGUUGAUUAGCCUGAAUGCCUUUCUGAUUGUGCUACCAGGCCAACACCUCCUCACUUAUUUGGCUUGGCAGCAAUGACAGGCAAGGACACCAGCAGCACCGGGACAGGGGGUGUCCGUUGGUUUGGUCUAGAGCUUAAAGAAAUGAUUUCACAUUCAGAGAGCAUUAAUGUAGAUUGUGUUCCUGUCUGUUCAGGUAUUACACCAGACAUGCAGAUCUGGGAUCAGUUUAUCCUUUUAGAUCAUAACGAGUACGAUUAUACUGGCAGAUCCUAGAUCGGCCGAGGUCCACGGAGAUCCUUUCUGAAUAAGAGAUGGGACAUGAUCCUAAGAAACUCUGCGUCCUAAAAUGUUAUCGUCCAAUCAGGGUAAAAUUGUCAUUUGACUCUGUCUUCCUGUCUGUAGCCCGUGCCCUUCCUGUUCUGAAAUGUAGGCUGCGUCCCAAAUUGUGCCCUGUGCCCUGCGUAGUGCACUGGCUCUGGUUGGAAGUGGUGCGCCGUGCGUAGUGGGCUGGCUGUGGUUUAGGACACAGGCGUAGGGCUCCAGUGUGGUUUGGAACGCUGUGUGUUCUGGAAUGAAUGCUCGGAGCGCUUGGAAUAAAAUAAUAUUUUCACAGACA